Molecule: messenger RNA, 330 nt
Organism: Tetrahymena thermophila SB210
Lineage: Eukaryota; Ciliophora; Oligohymenophorea; Hymenostomatida; Tetrahymenidae
Product: cytochrome b5-like heme/steroid-binding domain protein
Exons: 1
Cellular component (GO): membrane; intracellular membrane-bounded organelle
Molecular function (GO): heme binding
Source: RefSeq, a predicted model, not a curated record
AUGGGACAAGAAAAUAGCAAAUCUAAUAAUACCUUAGAUCCUAAUGGAUUCUAGAAACCCAUGGAGAAAAAUAUUAAAGAUUAAAUAUUAUCGCUACCUUAAUACACCCUCGAAUAAGUAGCAUAGCAUAAUUAGCCUACAGAUGCCUGGAUUAUUAUUAAUGGUUUAGUUUUUGACAUAACCUAAUAUCAGCAUGCUCAUCCAGGUGGUUCAAAGAUUAUAUUUGCAAAAGCUGGUUAAGACGGGUCUGAUGAUUUUGAAGCCUUAAAGCAUUCAUAAAGAGCAAAAGAAAAACUUAAAACUCUUUGUGUAGGAAGAUUAGCUAAAUGA